AUGGAGACGACUAUUGAAGUGCUUUUGGAGUUCGUUGGUGCUGUGGCGCGUCGCGCUCACGGUGCUGUGCAAAUAUUGGUGGGUGACCGUUUUGUUGGUCGUUGGCGCGAUUGGCGGAGUGGUGACGAGGCCGCUGUGGAGCGCUACCGUCGCUUUGUGAACGGUCCGGCCGUAGAAGAUCGACCGGCGGCGGAACGGAGAUGGAAAGCGUUCGAAGCAAUUUGGGCCACGCCCAUGAUCGUGUUGGAGGCUCGUGGAGAGCACACCGAAGGCCUCGGCAGGCUGCUACACAAGUGGUUGGAAGCGUAUCACGCCUUGUGGUGCGUCUUCUUGCCUGACGUAUUGGAGCUCAGCUGCAAAUCGACGGCCAAGUAUUGGAAAGGGUCCAAGGCCGAGUGCAGACGGACGGUCGACCGUGCGAGCUGUGUGUGUCGAGGGUUCUGGGCGUUCGUGUCGUUGCUGGCUUACGCCCUCUUCUACACGGUCGUGUUCGUGUACGACUUCGUGGAGCGAGUGUGCCAAGGAACGGUGGGCGUCGCAGUGCUCCUGCUGACGCUGAACUACAUAUUGGCUGAUGGAGGUCUAGUCGUCGGCGACGGACUCGUGCCCGACGAGACGCAAGACUUGGAAGAGCUGGAGCAAGCUGAGCGCUUGAGCGAAGCGUUCUGGCGUGCGGACGGCUGCGUAGGCGAUAAGAAACCCGUGAGGACGCUCAGUGGGUUGCGCGCCGAACAGCGAGAGCUGCGUGCCAAAAUGCAAGCCGACAAGCUGCAAGCUGCUCGACGAGGACGUCGAGUUUCAGUCGGGGAGGAUGUCCCGAGUAGGAACGGUCACCACCGUUCCUACUACACGGACGACCGUUCGACCAACGAUCGACUUCUGGAGGAUCAGCUGUGGGACGAUGGGGUGGCGCGCUCGGCUGCGAUGGAAGCAGUGACGCGAGCGAUGGGUGAGCAGUGA
This is a messenger RNA of Phytophthora sojae, 960 nucleotides long. RefSeq lists its product as hypothetical. The record is from RefSeq and is a predicted model, not a curated record. Bases 1 to 960 code for a protein of 319 amino acids. The transcript is spliced from 4 exons. Lineage: Eukaryota; Oomycota; Peronosporomycetes; Peronosporales; Peronosporaceae.